Molecule: messenger RNA, 2282 nt
Organism: Phacochoerus africanus (Common warthog)
Lineage: Eukaryota; Metazoa; Chordata; Mammalia; Artiodactyla; Suidae
Gene: HMGN5
Product: high mobility group nucleosome binding domain 5
Exons: 7
Coding region: 366-1322 (318 amino acids)
Biological process (GO): chromatin organization
Cellular component (GO): nucleus; chromatin
Molecular function (GO): nucleosomal DNA binding
Source: RefSeq, a predicted model, not a curated record
UCUCGAAUGGCACCGCGAGAUCUGUUGAAACAUUUAUUUUUGACUAUUACCUCCCUGAGAAGAGGGAAAAGAGAAAGAAAAAGAAAGAGGGAGCAUCGAAUUAAAUGAUUACAAUGAAGGACUUUUUCCCACAGAGAUUGAAAGUUCUGUGGUUCUGCGUGUAACUUCCUUCUCAGAAAUUUAUGAAAAUAAGAAGACGUCUUCCUUGACAGAGGAAGUUCUACGUGGAAUCAAGACACCAGCUAGUACAGGUCGUGCUGCAAUUAGUUCAUUGAAAACUCAGUUGCUUUCCGAGCGGUCGGGUAGAGACUGCUUUCGGCUUUUUUUCUGCCGACUGUUAAGAUCUCCUAUAGAGAGCUGCAACAAUGCCCAAAAGAAAGGCUGCAGGUCAAGGUGAUAUGAAGCAGGAGCCAAAGAGAAGAUCAGCCAGACUGUCUGCUUUGCCUGUGCCCACUACACCAGAGCUGAAGUUCAAAAGAACAUCAACUCCACGGAAAAUGAAGUCAAAAAAUGAUAUGAUAGAAAAAAACACAGAUACAAGUGCUAGAGCAACAGUUGAAACCAAGAAGGAAGUUGUUAAAGAAGAAUACAACGAUGAAACUGCUGAAAAUGGAGAAGCCAAAAUUAUAGAGGAACCAGCUCCAGAAAAAGAGAUAGAGGAAAUAAAAGAAGAAACAGUUGAAGAUAUCAAAGAAGAGAGAGGAGAAAAGAAAGAAGCAGUGGCAGCAGAAGGAAAAGAAGAUGAAAAAGAUGAGAAAGGAGAUGGAGAAGAUCAAAACAAGAAAGAAGAGAAGGGAGAAGAUAGAAAGGAGGACAAAGAUGAAAAAGAAGAUGAAGGUAGAAAAGAGAAGGAAGAUGGAAAAGAGGAAAAAGACAAAAAGGAGACAGGAGAUGAAAAAGAGGAUGAAGACGGAAAAAGGAAAGGAGAUGAAAAAGAGGAAGAGGAUGAAAAAGAGAGAGGAGAUGAAAAAGAAAAUGAAAAUGGAAAGGGGAAAGGAGAAGACGGCAAAAAAACUGAAGAUGGAAAAUAUAAAGGAGAAUAUGAAAAAAAGGGAGAGGAUAGAAAAGAGAAAGAAGAUGAAAAAAAAGAUGGAGAUGGAAAAGAGGAUGAAGAUGGAAAAGAGGAUGAAAGUGAAAAUGAGAAGGAAGAUGAAAAAGAAAAAGAAGAUGGAAAAGAGGAAGAAAAUGAAAAAGAAUAUGGGAGGGAUGGAGGAGAUGGAAAGGAAGAUGAAAACAAGGCUGAAAUUGGAAAAGAAAUAGCUGACAAAGAAGAGGUCAAAAAAGAAGAUGAAAAAAAGGAAGUGUCUCAGGGUAUUGUUUAAAACUGCCCUUUACGUUUUCGUAAUUUGGUAAUAUGUACCCCCAUGUUGUAAUGUUAAUAGAGAUGAAUAUUUUUAUCGAAUAUUUUUAAACACAACUUUUCUUUAGUAUCAGUUUAAUUUCAAAACCUCUUCAUACUGAUUAUUAGUCACAAAGUUUCUAACAUGAAACCUUUACCUAUAGAUUUUUGUGAUUAUAAUAGUGGAAUAUAUAGAAAAACAGGCUUUCAGCUUUGUCAGUGAAUACCCUUUUUUGUAAGUUAUGUAUUAAAUCUUUGAAUUUUGAUUUUACUCCUAUAUGUGAUAAUUUCACAAAGUGGAGAGAUCCCAAAAGAAUUUCCUCCAACAUUCUUUUGUUUCUCUAGGUUGCUUUUAUAAAGAAGGUGGACUAUUUUCAUGCAGUGCCCAGAGUUAGAAUUAUCUUUCCCAAAUAUAACUUUGAUAUUAGCUUGGGGAAAAAAAUUAAUUCAAUUUUUAAAAGAAAUAUAAAUGUUUAUUUCAGCAGGGCAAUUCUGAUUAUAUGUGUAUUCACAAGAUUUUAUUGGAUUUAUCUUAAUAAAAAUUAUCUUCAAAGAUUAUUGUAGUUUGUUAUAUCUCCAAAAAUAUAGUUAAUGAAAUAUUAUAAUGCUUGGUUUUUUUCUAUUGUGAUGUUCACUAAAACAUUAACAAUUUUUUUCACUGAGAUAAACAUAACAAAGUCACUACUUUAGCCAUUUGGAGGUGUACAAUUUAGUGCUUUUUAGUAUAUUCACAGUGUUGCACAACCACUAUCACUAUCCACUAUAUAAUUCCAUAAUAUUUUCAUCACCAAAAUAAGAAACAAAAUACCAAUUAUCAGUCUUUGUCCAUUCCCCCCAGUUGGCCCCACCAUUGGUCCCUAGCAACUGUUAAUUUACAUUCUGUCUUUAUGCGUUUGCCUAUUCUGGACACUUCAUAUAAAUGGAAUGAUGCAACAUGUGUCCU